AUGGUCGACGUGCUGCAGCGCGACAUCACCGACCUCGCCGCCUUCCACCAGGCGCUGGUGGAGAUGAGGACGGGUCCGCCGCCGCUGGUGGCGGCCUUCAAGGGCAUCUUUGCCCAGGAACCGGCGUUCGAGCCGCGCUUCUUCUCCGCCAUCCUCCCCACCAUCCAGCGACUCGCCCUCAGGCUGCCCGAGGUGUUCCCCGCGGAGCACAGGCUGCCGCUGCUGGUGCCAAACCAGGACGGCGAAGUCACACUCACCCAGGAACAAUGCGCGGUGGUGUUGGCUUCGGGCUUCAUGGGCACGUUGUGGGUGCACCCGUCGGUGCGGUCGCGGUUCAGGUUCCCGGGCUUCAAGAUCCAGGACCUCUUCACCCACAAGCAGGGACCCUCCGUCGCCAUCCUCCGCAUGGUCCUCCACUACUUUGAGCGCCUCAACAUCCAAAUGCCGCAGGGCAAGGUGACGUUCCGUCGACAGGUGCUGACGGCUCCACCCGACUGGGCCAACAGCACCAAGCCCCUCGUGCCCGCCCGGGUCAGCAACCAGGGCAAGAUCGAGGAUUCUGACACGACGUUCCACGCCGACUUCGCGAACCAGUACAUCGGCGGCGGUGUCCUCCACGGCGGCUGCGUCCAAGAGGAGAUCCUGUUUGCCAUCAAGCCCGAAUGCCUCGUUUCCAUGCUGUUCUGCGCCAAGAUGGGCAACAAUGAGGCGAUCUUCAUCACGGGCGCGGAGCGCUUCAGCGACUACCGGGGCUACGGCCACGGUCUGGCCUUCGGCGGCAACUACGUCGACCGCACGCCGCGGGACGACCAGGGCCGCAUCGUGACCACCAUCGUCGCCAUCGACGCCGUCGUCGCCUUCGGCGGCGUCCAGUGGCAGGAGGGGGCAAUCGUGCGGGACCUCAACAAGGUCUACUGCGGGUGCUGGGAGCCCCAGCGCCAGCCCGGCCAGGUCCUCCCCGCCUUUGCCACCGGCAACUGGGGCUGCGGUGCGUUCGGCGGGGACAAGUCGUUGAAGGUGCUGCAGCAGAUGAUGGCCGCGGCCGAGGCGGAUCGCGAGGUGCUCUACCACACGUUCGGCGAGAAGUACGGCGACAGGUCCCUCAAGGAGUGGAUCACCCUCGUCAACGAACUCAUCCUCAAGCACCACCCCACCGUCGGCGAGGUGUACAACCUGGUGAGGCGGUGCGCUCCGGGGCCUGGCGAGCAUCGGAACGUCAACCUGUUCGCGCAGCUCCUCCACCACUACGCGGCCAAGGAAGAUGAACAGCAACAAGAAGAGGUCCAGAAAAGCGCAGAUUGA
Acanthamoeba castellanii str. Neff is the source of this 1302-nucleotide messenger RNA. Its product is annotated as poly(adpribose) glycohydrolase. Gene Ontology annotation, biological process: regulation of DNA repair; carbohydrate metabolic process; ATP generation from poly-ADP-D-ribose. The transcript is spliced from 10 exons. The record is from RefSeq and is a predicted model, not a curated record. Bases 1 to 1302 code for a protein of 433 amino acids. Gene Ontology annotation, cellular component: nucleus; cytoplasm. Gene Ontology annotation, molecular function: poly(ADP-ribose) glycohydrolase activity. NCBI's taxonomy places the organism in Eukaryota, Discosea, Longamoebia, Acanthamoebidae.